UAAUUUCAUUGUACUUCUUCGCCUCUCUCCUUCUCAUAGCCUCAAUUUCUUUCACUCUUUUGAAAGGCAAGAAAAAACAUGUGGGCGUUCAUCCACCAUCCCCGAAAACACUACCAAUCAUCGGAAACUUGCAUCAACUUGGUUCCCUUCCUCAUCAAGCCAUGAGAGAGCUUGCCAAGAAAUAUGGCCCUGUGAUGCUGUUGAAACUAGGUCAAAUCCCUACUCUGGUCGUUUCAUCGUCGCAGAUGGCGGAAGAGGUUCUCAAGACUAAUGAUGUCGAUUGUUGCAGUAGGCCACCUUCUUAUGGUCCUAAAAUGUUGUCAUACAAUUUGUUGGACAUCACAUUUGUGCCUUACAAUGAUUAUUGGCGAGAGAUGAGGAAGUUGUGUGUUUUGGAGCUCUUCUCGGUGAAAAGAGUCGGCUCAUUCGCAUCCAUUAGAGAAUCCGAAGUCAAGAGUUUCAUCGAGGCUCUUUCUGCGAAUAAUUUGGAUCGUGAGAUGGAGAUGGGGGAGAAGGUAUUUUCAUUGCUUAACAAUAUCUUGUGUAAGGUUGCUUUUGGAAAGAGUUAUGAGGGGAAACAAUUUGACCAUAAGAAAUUUGAGUUGGCUAUACAUGAUGCUCUUGAAAUGUUGAGUUGUUUUUGGGCGACCGAUUAUUUUCCUACGUUUGGGUGGAUCAUUGACACUAUGACCGGGAAAUAUUCAAGGCUCAAGAAGUGGGCAUUGAAUUUCGAUGUUUUUCUAAAUAGGGUCAUUGAAGAACAUCUCAAUCCUGCUAGAAUCAAACCGGAUAAGGAGGAUAUCGUUGACAUAUUGCUUAGAUUACAUAAGGAUGACAAAACUUCAUUUGGUUUCUCCUUGGAUCAUGUUAAGGCUAUGCUUUUUGAUAUAUUUAUUGGCGGAAUAGACACCUCUUCCAUCUCAACCGUAUGGGCAAUGACAGAAUUAUCGAGGAAUCCAAGAGUGAUGCGUAAGGUUCGAUCUGAGAUCCGAGCUCUAGUGGGUAAAAAAGACAUGGUUAGACAUGAAGAUGUGGAUAAACUUAAAUAUUUAAAAAUGGUUGUGAAAGAAACUUUCAGGCUUCAUCCCCCGGCAACUUUACUAAUCCCUCGAGAAUGCAUGAAACAUUGCAAGAUAGGUGGCUACGAUGUGUACCCAAAAACAAUGAUAUUUGUUAAUGUUUGGGCUAUAGGUCGUGACCCCAAGAUUUGGGAUAGGCCAGAGGAGUACUAUCCUGAGAGGUUUGAGAAGAGCGAGGUUGAUUUUAAUGGGCGACACUUCGAGUUGAUCCCAUUUGGUAGUGGCAGAAGGAUUUGUCCUGGUAUGGCAAUGGGAAGCACCAAUGUUGAACUUGUUCUAGCAAACUUAUUGCAUUCUUUUGAUUGGGAGUUGCCUAAAGGAACGUCAAUUGAAGAUAUUAGCCUAGAAGAGGAAUUUGGUCUUACUACUCACAAGAAGUUGCCUCUUCGCCUUGUGCCCAUCAAACAUAAUCAGGAGUAAUUGCUAGUGAUUUUUCGGAUUUCUAGUAUAAUAAAUUGUUUGAGAACAUUGAUAAUUGAAUGUUAAAAUUGCAUACAAGUUAGUUUUUCAUGUAACUAGCUUUUCAAUGUUUUAUAUUGUAUUUUCUGAUAUUA
Messenger RNA from Impatiens glandulifera, 1633 nucleotides. RefSeq names its product 2-methylbutanal oxime monooxygenase-like. Bases 162 to 1499 code for a protein of 445 amino acids. The transcript has 2 exons. The record is from RefSeq and is a predicted model, not a curated record. NCBI's taxonomy places the organism in Eukaryota, Viridiplantae, Streptophyta, Magnoliopsida, Ericales, Balsaminaceae. Gene Ontology annotation, molecular function: monooxygenase activity; heme binding; iron ion binding.